Messenger RNA from Dermacentor albipictus, 639 nucleotides. RefSeq lists its product as uncharacterized. Gene Ontology annotation, biological process: symbiont-mediated perturbation of host defenses. The record is from RefSeq and is a predicted model, not a curated record. NCBI's taxonomy places the organism in Eukaryota, Metazoa, Arthropoda, Arachnida, Ixodida, Ixodidae. Gene Ontology annotation, molecular function: amine binding.
UUAAGCUAGGGCGUCCCUCCUCUUUCUUACCAUUGAUGCUGCACAAGCUGACAAAUAAGGAUGGAAAUAGUGACAAGCGGUACGCCUUGAAAAUGGUCGCACAAGGUUGUAGUUUCUACUAGGUGCACGCCCCCACUAAUCGCAGUGCGCGUCUCCGGGUUCCACCUGGUACGUUCUCUACCGAAACGAGAAACAAGGAUCCUUCGGAGCGGAUGACAGCUGCCUGAGGGACACCCAGAUGAGCGAGGUGGUCGAUGGGAAGGUCCUGUUCCGCUUGCGCUACGGGAAUGGCCACGAAAGGAACGCCACGUUCACAUACAAGUCUUCUGACGGACAACAUUAUAACAUCUUCGAGGCUCAGCUGGAUGGCGUUCCAGGUGUGCCAAAGUACGAACUGCCAUUCGUGGACUGUGCCCACUGCAAGAUCGUGAAGGACCAAAAAGGCCCCAAAUGUCUGCUUUCGGUGCGAGAAUCCUCCCUCCGGCACGGCGUUCCCCAGCAUUGCCACUUUGUCUACGACCUGCUCUGCGGGCCAUCGCCGAAGUACCAGGUCUCGGACUCGAGCUGCCUCGACAACGAUGCGAAGUUGGGCUAAAGGAUUUCAGAACGAGAGAUCUCUCGCUAGCACAGACCCUUGGA